Messenger RNA from Carassius carassius (crucian carp), 556 nucleotides. RefSeq names its product cardiac phospholamban-like. Gene Ontology annotation, biological process: negative regulation of ATPase-coupled calcium transmembrane transporter activity; negative regulation of calcium ion import into sarcoplasmic reticulum; negative regulation of heart rate. Gene Ontology annotation, molecular function: ATPase inhibitor activity. Gene Ontology annotation, cellular component: sarcoplasmic reticulum; membrane. The coding region runs from base 204 to 362 and encodes 52 amino acids. NCBI's taxonomy places the organism in Eukaryota, Metazoa, Chordata, Actinopteri, Cypriniformes, Cyprinidae. The record is from RefSeq and is a predicted model, not a curated record. The transcript is spliced from 2 exons.
AUAAACUCUGUAGCGUGUCCUGAGAGCCUGAGUGUCUACAUGUAUACAUCCAACAUUUUCCUGCUGUUUCACACUUUACCGUAUAUUUGAAAGGACUGCUUCCUCCUUCAGCUGCCAUUUUACGGCACCACAAGAAUGCAAUAGCACCACCAUCUCCAUCCAUCCAUUCCUCUCACUGCAUCUACUCUGCAGUUUUGUUUAGGAUGGAGAGGGUGCAGCACAUGACACGCUCAGCCAUCCGGAGGGCAUCCAACGUCGAAGUGAACCCGCAGACCAAACGCAACCUUCAAGAUCUUAUCAUCAACUUCUCGCUCAUCCUCGUCUGCCUCCUGCUCAUCUACAUCAUCGUCUUGCUCAUGUGACACCAAAACAUGACAACCGGCCAAUCACAAGAUGCACUGCUCAAGAUCUUGGACAAUUUUGGGAAAUUGAAAAUGUCCUACCAAUGAUGCAACGCGUUAAAAUUUCCUGAAAUUAUAUGAGGGUGGCAGAUAUUUUUUCUCUAUUUAUGUUUGCUGCAUUCUUCUUAUAACAAUAAACAUAUUUUUUACCUUUG